AUGCCCAGGGGACAGAAGAGUAGGGCCCGAGCUCGUGAGAAGCGCCGCCAGGCCAAAACUGAGUCCCAGGAGCUUGAGGGUACUCAGACCAUGCCAUCAGAGCAAAAAGGGUCAUCCUCUUCCUCUGCUCAGGCCUCUGGAGAUGCUGUCCCAAGUCCCUCUUCUGAUACCCUUACCAAGUUGUUUCAAGGAAUGUCUUGUACCACCACUUUCAGUAUUUGCAUUGCCUGCAAAAGGGUUGAUCCAAAUGCCAAGAGCCAACGGAAGAAAAAUGUGAGUUCCUCUAUGGCCCAGCAAUCCACGAGCCCAAAGCAAGAUCUUCUAACAAGGAAGACUGGGAUGCUGAUGGAGUACAUGCUCAGCAAGUACAAACACAAGGAGCCCCUACUGAGGGAAGAAAUGCUGAAUGUUGUCACCAAAAGUUUCAAGGAGCAGUUCCCUGAGAUCCUUAAGAAAGCCUCCAACCGCAUGGAUAUGGUGUUUGGCCUUGAGUUGAAAGAAAUCCAGCCCCAUGGCCAAGCCUAUGAGCUUGUCAGUAAGCUAGAAUUCCAGGAUGAUGGAAGUGGGAGCAGUGAGCUGGGUGUUCCUACUAGGGGCAUUCUGAUCCCCCUCCUAAGUGUGAUCUACUUAAACAACUACUGUGCCCCGGAGAAGGAGGUCUGGCAUUUCCUGAAUAUGUUAGGAGUCUAUGAUGGGGUCCCACACAUCAUCUUUGGGAAUGCCAGGAAGCUCAUCACUGAAGAUCUAGUGCAGGAAGAGUACCUAGAAUACCGUGAGGUUCCUGAUAGUGACCCUCCGUCCUAUCAGUUCCUGUGGGGUUCAAAAGCCUACGCUGAAAGGAGCCAAGUAAAGGUGAUGGAGUUUUUGGCCCGCAUCAAUGAAACUGACUCCUCUCCCUCCCCAUCCAAUCAUGAAGAAUCUUUUAAGGCAAAAGAUAAAACCCAAGCUGAAGGUACAGGCCAGGAAAGCACGAAAUCCAAGGCCAAGAAACGUUCUAAAGCCAAGUCCCGCCCGCCUACACCUACUAGUGAAAACUAA
Messenger RNA from Rattus rattus (black rat), 1038 nucleotides. RefSeq names its product melanoma-associated antigen B4-like. Gene Ontology annotation, biological process: negative regulation of transcription by RNA polymerase II. Gene Ontology annotation, cellular component: nucleus. The coding region runs from base 1 to 1038 and encodes 345 amino acids. The transcript has a single exon. NCBI's taxonomy places the organism in Eukaryota, Metazoa, Chordata, Mammalia, Rodentia, Muridae. The record is from RefSeq and is a predicted model, not a curated record.